Messenger RNA from Nasonia vitripennis (jewel wasp), 1508 nucleotides. Its product is annotated as dentin sialophosphoprotein-like. Bases 290 to 1420 code for a protein of 376 amino acids. The record is from RefSeq and is a predicted model, not a curated record. NCBI's taxonomy places the organism in Eukaryota, Metazoa, Arthropoda, Insecta, Hymenoptera, Pteromalidae. The transcript has 3 exons.
UUGCGUAGAUGAGUUUCGAGUUCCAAAUGCCAUUUAAAAAAAAAUUUAUCAUUUUUCCAUAUUUAGAAUUAUCUAAAAAUGCGAGCUUUUUUGAAUAAAUUCUUAUUCUUAUGAGCCAUUAAAAAGUCAUACCAGUUUCUAUUGUUAUUUUUUAUUGGCAAAGCAUAUGCUUCAGAAUAAUUUAUUGCCUUUGCGUAACAAGGUUGAAAACGUGUGAUACGAAAAAACUAUGGCAUCACAAACUAAUUUCAAUGUAUCUACGGGUAUACAGUUUCGUGCUCAAGACUAAAUGAACUCAUUGAAAAAGAGUAUAAAUACCGAGUCAGUUCAAGCAAUACUUAAUUUCAAGAGUUCUCUUUACAUUGAGGGUUUCACUAGCUUCGCAAAGAUGAGGCUACAUAUUUCGAUUUCGGUGCUUAUUGCAUGCGGAAUGCUAGCUGUAGCAUCUGCUCGUACCAUGCAGGCAUCUGAAGACGCAUCGUGCCAGGGUGCAUCUAGUGAUUCGUCAGCACCGAGACACUAUUCCUCAAGUCAUUCGAAUCAUUCAUUAGGUCAAGACGAAUCGUCUCUGAGUUCGUCAUCCGUUGGAAGAUCGGAACAUAACAGAUACGCUGUUUCUAAUGCUGAAUCCUCAAGGAACCUAGCUUUACAAAAUGAACAGCAUGGAUCCAGAACCGUUUCGAACCAUCAUCUGGCUCAAUCCCAAGGAUCGCGGCAUCAACAAUCUCAUGUUCAAUCGUUCAGCAAGCAAGAAUCUCAUGCUCAACGAGCCGGGCCCCAUCAAUCUCAGUUUCAAGUAUCUAGACAACAAGAAUCUAUUGAUCAUGGACAUCACGAAUCUCAUCUUGAUGUUGCAAGGCAUCAGCAAUCGUCUGCCGGGCUACAGGGUUCACAGAUACAGUCAUCUAAACAAUAUUUUGUGAGAGACAAUUCGGAAAAUGAUGGCAGCUAUGGACACAGCAGCAGUAGCGGUCAGGAUUAUAGAGUCAUCAGGGGUAGCUCUGGCGAUAGCAGUAUCGACAGAAGACACAACCAACAAUCUAGCGUUCACACAUCUGAUCAGCAUAAAUCUCAGCACGAUCUUUCAAGUCUUCAUCAAUCUUCAGGACAACAACACAGUUCACAACUUCAGUCAUCCCAUCAACAACAGUUGUCUCGGAAUUCAAAUUUACAUUCUGAAGGUAGCCACGUAUACACCAGCAGUGGUAGUCGAGGUUUAAGCAGCAGUGAUGACAGUAAUAAAUAUUAUGUUGUAAGCGACAAUGAUGGAAUUAACGACAAAAGGGUUAUUGUCGUUAACAAGAACAAUUCUGAUGAUAGCAACUUAAACACUGAUGGUAGCAGUUGUAGGACAACAGAAUUAACUAAAGAUAACAGCGACAGCGACGAUAGCAGUGAUAGCAGCGACAGCAAAUCAUGAGAUCAUUUAAUCUCAAAACUUGUCACAAGACAACUAUACGUAGUGAAAUAGUAUAAAAAUAGCGUUAGAAUAAAUGGAUAGCAGUUGA